Solanum stenotomum is the source of this 924-nucleotide messenger RNA. Its product is annotated as protein pleiotropic regulatory locus 1-like. Gene Ontology annotation, molecular function: protein binding. The coding region runs from base 1 to 924 and encodes 307 amino acids. Gene Ontology annotation, biological process: mRNA splicing, via spliceosome. Gene Ontology annotation, cellular component: precatalytic spliceosome; catalytic step 2 spliceosome; Prp19 complex. Lineage: Eukaryota; Viridiplantae; Streptophyta; Magnoliopsida; Solanales; Solanaceae. The record is from RefSeq and is a predicted model, not a curated record. The transcript has a single exon.
AUGGAGAGAGGUUGGAGAAAUUACAGGGUUAUUAGUGGUCAUUCGGGUUGGGUGCGAUCAGUUGCAGUAGAUCCUACUAAUACUUGGUUUUGUACAGGUUCAGCGGAUCGUACUAUCAAGAUAUGGGAUUUAGCAAGUGGUAGGCUAAAGCUUACGUUAACGGGUCAUGUUGGGCAAAUAAGAGGUCUUGGUGUUCGUAACAAAAACAUGUUCUCAGCUGGCGAGGAUAAACAAGUUAAAUGUUGGGACCUCGAACAAAAUAAGGUAAUUCAUUCCUUUCAUGGUCAUCUACAUGGUGUAUAUUGCUUGGCUCUUCAUCCUACAAUCGACGUUUUGUACACAGGGUCUAGGGAUUGUGUAUGCAGGGUUUGGGAUAUCCGGACUAAAACACACAUUCAUGUUUUUUCCGGGCAUGAAAACACUGUUUCCUCUGUUUUGACUCUCCCCGCGCAUCCUCAAGUAGUUGUAACAGGUUCUCAUGACUCAACCAUAAAGUUGUGGGAUAUAAGAUAUGGUAAGACAAUGGAAACACUCACUCAUCACAAGAAAACUAUACGCGCAAUGGCUCAUCAUCCUAAGGGACAUUGUUCAUCUUUUGCUUCAGCAUCGACUGAUGGCAAUAUAAAAAAGUUCAACCUUCCGAAUGGACAACUUUUACAUAACAUGCUUCCACAACAGAUGAAUAUAAUCAAUGCAAUGGCGGUGAAUGAUGAAGGUGUAAUGGCUACCGGAGGUGACAAUGGAAGUUUGUGGUUUUGGGAUUGGACAAGCGGUCACAAUUUUCAGCAAGCUCGAACGAAGGUUCAACCUGGAUCAUCUAUGGAUACUGAUGCUGCUAUCUAUGCUCUCACAUAUGAUGUUACUGGUACAAUACUUAUUACUUGUGAGGGUGACAAGACCAUAAAAAUGUGGAAACAAAGAUGA